AGCGACAAGAUUGCCCUCGACAACUGUCCUAACCUGGGGAAGUCUGCAAUGAGCAAGGUCGAGACGAAGUGUACGUACAUUAUAGGACUGUAUGCGAGUAGAUAAUAUGGCGCACAUAGGGAAGAAGAUAGUACAUUUACCUGUACGAAAUUUCCUAGCAAGAGCACGUUGUGGCAACAUUAUACGUAAUGUUUUAGACAAGGAGGCCUCUCAAUGUCGAAUAUUUCAGCGCACACUUUGUACCUCAAGCGUAAAGAAUAACUCUACACCAGGAAGCCAGGUUUCAUCAAAACAGAGGCAGUACAAUGUUGGCGUUUUUGGUGCUGGAAGAAUAGCGUCCUCGGUUCACAUCAAGAACAUCCUGCAGAAAAGACGAUUAAAUCUGAAGUGGAUACUCGAUGACUCCCCUGCUGCUGUAUCAAGCUGUAAAGAUCUCCUACAUCUACACGACACUCCAUUUUAUAACAGUGAUGACCGGGAAACACUUCUUAAUGAUGAAAGUUUGGACGCUGUAUUCGUAUUUACACCGACAGAGACCCACGCUGACUAUAUAUGUGAGAGUCUAAGCAGAGGUAGGUAG
Molecule: messenger RNA, 580 nt
Organism: Pecten maximus
Lineage: Eukaryota; Metazoa; Mollusca; Bivalvia; Pectinida; Pectinidae
Exons: 4
Coding region: 92-580 (162 amino acids)
Biological process (GO): NADPH regeneration
Cellular component (GO): cytoplasm
Molecular function (GO): oxidoreductase activity; nucleotide binding
Source: RefSeq, a predicted model, not a curated record